UAUUAUCUAUUUAAAGAUUUCAACACAAUCUUCGUUGUUUGUAAAAAUUGUAUGGACAAGUAUUUUUUAAAUAUCUAGAAUAGACUUUUUUAAUCAACUCAACAACAAGUUACAGUCUUUGUGACAUCGUGCACAACAGUGAAGUUAUUAACGUGUGGCACAGCGAUGAUAGUGUUGUAAAUAUGAAAAGAAUUGUUCCGAUAUUGAUAGUAAUACCAAUUUUCACUUCCGCAUUUUACACGCGUCAUUCGCCAGACAUUAGGACUUAUACUCAUGAGGACAUAACUGAAGUAGGGACAUUGCAGGCCCUGUCAAGUUAUAUUUGGAAAAAUAAGUUAAAAAAACAGAAUGGCUCUGAAAUAUCAGCUGUAGAAGUCUUUUAUGAGAAAGAUGCUUCCAGUAAAAUAGAAAUGGGUAAAUCAAUAAAUGCCAUUAUACAGUCAAUUGCCGAUAUACAAGUGGAAAAGAAGGAUACUGCCUACGUGCAUUGUCAUGCCGAUCAAAUAUUAUUAGCUCAUCAACAUGUGAUAUCGUGUAAGGAUAAACUCAUCCAAUUAAAAAACGAUGUAGUGGAGCUUCGAAAACAGUUGGGAGAAUGUCUUUACACUGUGCAGUCGUUUUACAGCAACACCAACUGGGUCGAAAUGUACGGUGAUGUACCUUAUACAGAUUUCGGUAUAAAAGGGAAAAGACUUAUGGCAGUUGCUCUACCAGAGGAAGAUACCUGUAAAGAUGUCGAAAAUAUAGAUUUAAACUGUGAACAAAAUAUCAUAGUAAAGAACAAGCUGACCAGUGGUUACCAUCAUGGAAGGGGAAACAUAAAACCUACAAGACCAAUAGGUUCAACCACUGGGAAAUGUAGUCAUGGCGGGCCGUACGACGAGAGUCGUAAAAUGGUAGCAAAAUGUGGAAUAAACAAAGAAACAUACACCAAAAAUUUAUCUCCACAUCAUCAUCUUCAUUAUAGGGCAUAUGUAUCUGCUGUUGCCGCAACUAAAGAUUUUUUUAUAAUGGAAGACACCGGUAUUCUUAGUUUGCUUGGAGGUAAAACGUUCGACGAAAUAUUCCACAUCAAAACGAGAAAAGAUCUGUCACUAGCGUUCGUUAUAGACUAUUCAGGUUCCAUGAAGGAAGAAAUUGCUGCUGUUAAAGAACAGAUAACUCAACUUGUGACUGCUACAAUAGGUUCUGACAAUGAACCAGCUGAUUAUGUAUUAUCGCUGUUUAAUGAUCCAGUCACAAUGAAUCAAGCAUGUGUGUUUAGAGACGGAUAUGAAAUGAUUACGAAACUCGACAGUAUCAUAGUAGAUGGAGGUGGUGACUGUCCUGAAUUCGCAGCCGAUGGUAUUUUAAAAGCCAUCAAAAAAUCUCGAAACGGUUCUACAUUAUUUGUGUUUACUGACGCUGACGCCAAAGAUGACGAUAAACAGCAAGAGGUAGCAAAUUUGGCAAUAGCUAAAACUAUUUCCAUAACCACAUUACAGACCGGCACCUGUUCAAGACGACGGCGAUCAGUGAAUAAUACACAUGUAAAGCGAAGAGAUACUAAGUCAUUCUUUCAGCGUCUUGCUCAGGCAACAGGAGGAAAGGUCUAUCGUACAACGAAAGAAGAAAUAACUGUUGUAUUGAAUGAUAUCAUUGAGAAAACAUUUCCUGUUGCUGAAGUUAUAUUGGAUUCAUUUGAAUGGUCCCUAAAAUCCAAUGACAACACAAUGUUUCUUGUUGAUAGUACAGUAACAGUUCUCAAGGUUGCUUUGUGCUGUUCAGGCGAAGACAGUGGAGUAGAACUGUUUUACCCAAACGGAACAAAAGAAACAUUUACAAGUAGAUUAUCACGUAAACUUGUCACUAAGAGGAAAGAAGUUAUAAUUUCCCUUCAGCGUCCACCUCCAGGCAUAUAUAAUCUACAGAGGAAGUUACCUAAUAAAUGGUCAGUUAAUGUUACAGCUCAAAGUCCAGUUAAACUGGAAACAGAAAUACUUGAAUAUACUGAAAGUGGUGCAUUACCUAUUCUUAAAGGAAGUCCUAUUGCAGAAAAGAACUAUACCUUUUAUGUUAACAUAUAUAACCUUGGAGAAAACGGGACUUGUAAUGACCUUAUUCUUACUGAUGUGCUGGGCAAUGAAUUGUUAAAAAUUCCUAUUAUUCAGACGGCAACACACAUGGCAGUAAGAUGUGCCGCCAUAUUCACUACACCUAAUCAGUUUUUCCAGCUGAAGUUAAACGGAACAGACAAGAACGGAUUUGAAUUUUCCAGAAAGAAUUCACUAGUAUUUAAACCUACAAAUGUUAAACUAAGAGUAAUUCCGCCCGAUAGUGCAGUAACUGGAAAAGAAGUGUUAGUAUAUUAUGAAGUUGAAAAUACAGGAACGAUUAAUGAAACUUAUGAAGUAGCGAUUUCAGACGACCAUUCUGCUUCAGUACUACCAAUGAGAAGACAGCAUACAAUUUUAGCGGGAGAUACAAGUAAUGGAUCGUUUACUAUGAAGCCUACAUUAACAUCUAGUAUCUUGAAAUAUGCCAUUACAGUUUACCUGGGAUCCUCAUCAGAAAUUAAUCAAAGAAUUUCAAAAACGGUUCUCGUUACUGACAUUGAAAGACCAGUUUGUACAGUUGUUACUGUCAAUGGAACUUGUGGUAAUUCGUCGUUGAAUACUGCACAAUGCCAUAAAUAUCACUGGCUCGUAGAUGCUGAAAUAAAAUUCAAAGGUACUGAGUUGGACAAUUUUACUUCAUCCGUUGGUUCAGCAACUGAAUUAGUUUAUGAUGAUAUAUCUGGUUUGAGGCAUGGUCCUGUGAAUAUUAGUAUCAAAGGGAGUUGUUGUACACCUUCAGUUGUACUUGCUGCUGUCGACACUGAUGGUUAUAUAGCGCAAUGUAGAAUAGAAUUUUCAGGAGGUCAAAUUGUAACGCCAAUGGAAUUUUAUGACCCCGAUAAUUCCCCAGUGGCGACAGAUAAUUCGGAGGAUAGUUACACAGUAAUUGUCAUAGCGAUAGUAGUUGGUGUCAUUAUUGUUGUUGUUUUGUCGAUUAAAGGAUUCAUUGCUUACAGAAAAUUUAAACGGGCAUCAUACAAUGUAAAUUAUAAUGUAAACCAAAACAUGAAAGGAGGAAUAGACAAAAAUCAACGCCCCAGUAGUGUAGAAUAUCAUCCAGUAACAUUAGAAGAGCUUAGUGACGAGAAGGAAAACCUUUGAGUGACAUUAGCAACAUAUCAACUUAGUGCUUUCACAAUAAUAGGCUCUUUUAUUACUUUGUAAUACUAUCUUUUGCAUCAUAAAAUUUAUUUUGUUUUGUAUGUAUGGAUCUGCGUUGACUGUUUGCAUAUUAAUUUUUUUCACAUGACUUUUUUGUGUAUAAUGUCUGUUUGUUGACCGAUUAUGAUUUAAUUUUUAUCACACUCACAACUGUCAUGAAAUAUUUGCGCAUGCACAAAAUAUUGUAUGUUUACUAUUUUCCAAAUAUGAUUAAAUGACAUUGUCUUUUUCUUAUAUGAUGUAGCGAGACACAACGGAAUUUACUGCAAAUAUUCAGCUAUUUUCUCCAUUAAAAAAUCUU
Molecule: messenger RNA, 3558 nt
Organism: Mytilus trossulus (common blue mussel)
Lineage: Eukaryota; Metazoa; Mollusca; Bivalvia; Mytilida; Mytilidae
Product: von Willebrand factor A domain-containing protein 7-like
Exons: 20
Coding region: 183-3197 (1004 amino acids)
Source: RefSeq, a predicted model, not a curated record